AUUUCUCCGUGGAUUCCUGCCUAUGAACGUCGUGGACCGAUGCGGCUUCACCCACAGCAGAGAAGGAGCGCGUUUUUCCCACUCAGAGCCACGGAAAACGGCCCGCAUAGCCACCCACUCCACGCAGGACGCUCCUUUUCUACAUCCGCGCCUCCGACCGGAAUAAAUAACAGAGGAAUGUGGAGAAUACAGAAUGCCCCACAGCGCUGGAAAGAGAUUUAAAGCCACCAAAUACAUCCCGGUGUCCACCGCUGCCACGCUCCUGGUGGGAGCCACCACUUUAUUUUUCGUUUUCACGUGUCCCUGGUUGAUGAAGGUGAUCUCCCCCGCUGUGCCUCUCUACAAUGGCCUGGUUUUCCUCUUCGUCUUGGCCAACUUCAGCAUGGCCACUUUCAUGGACCCUGGGAUUUACCCCCGAGCUGACGAAGACGAGGAUAAGGACGACGACUUCCGAGCUCCGCUUUACAAAAACGUGGAGAUCAAAGGCAUCCAGGUCCGGAUGAAGUGGUGUGCCACCUGCCACUUCUACAGGCCGCCUCGAUGCUCGCACUGCAGCGUCUGCGACAACUGCGUGGAGGACUUUGAUCAUCACUGCCCCUGGGUGAACAACUGCAUUGGUCGGAGGAACUACCGUUACUUCUUCCUCUUCUUGUUGUCGCUGAGCGUUCACAUGGUGGGAGUUUUCUCCUUUGGGCUCAUCUUUGUCCUCCACCACAGAGAGAAGCUGGGAGGACUUCACACCACUGUCACCAUGGUGGUGAUGAGUAUAGCAGGGCUGUUCUUCAUUCCGGUUCUGGGUCUCACUGGUUUCCACAUGGUGCUUGUUGCUCGGGGGCGAACAACCAAUGAACAGGUGACGGGCAAGUUUCGUGGGGGAGUAAAUCCAUUCACCAAGGGUUGCUGUGGCAACGUGGAGUAUGUCUUAUGCAGUCCCCUGGCACCCAGGUAUGUGACGGACCCCAGGAGGAAACCCCACGUCAAAAUCCAGCCUCCAUUCAUCAGACCGGACCUCUCCGACAGACAGAUCACCAUCAAGGUCAGCGACAACGGCAUGCACAGCACCAUUAUCAAGUCCAAGUCGAAAAGCAGCAUUGACGGCCUGGACGGCAGAGAAACCCAGCCGCCCCUGCCUCCCAAAGCUGAUAGGUACAACCAGCUGAAAGGCCAGCUGACCUCCAGCGAAGGUACGAACCUCAGAGAAAGUUCAUUGUCUGGAAAGACCCACCCUUCUACUCCAGCUAUGUACAGAUUCAGGCCAUCUUUUGGCACCAUGCCGAAAGUCCACUACCACACCGCUGAAGACAAGAUCAUCAUGCCAGAUGACCGAAAGAAUUCAGCCAUCUUAGAGGAAGGAGUACGAGGUCAUGACUACCGAUCUGAGCCGAACCUCGAUCUGCCAGAGUACGCCAACGCUCCGCUCCACCGCACUUUCCAGUCCUCGCCUCACCAGCUAGACUCGGAUCCUGUCAACUCUCGCACGCUCAGCCUGAAGCAAGGUCACCGUCGGCUGGAAAAGGGCCAGCUGCAGGCGCUGCCACCCCAGACGGUUGUUUCCACGCCUUACAAGGGCGUUUUCUCACCACACACCCUCUCUAACCGCAAUGGCAGUCUGUCCUACGACAGCUUGCUCAACCCCAGCAUCUCUCCAGCCAGCGCCGGCGAAUGCAUGGCCCACCGUGGGAUGCCGUCUGUGGGAUUCCAUUCACCUUACCUGCCCACCAAAAUGUGCCACAUCCGGGAGUCUGAGAUCCACAGACAACAGGUUGCUCAAACUUACAGUCCAGUGAUGCCGCCCAGAGGGAUAGGCAGACAAUCCCCCCACCUGAGGGACAGGGAGCCGUCUCCUGUGCGCUACGAUAACCUCUCCCAGACCAUCAUGGCUUCCAUCCAGGAAAGGAAAGAGAUGGAAGAGAGGGAGAAGCGGCAGAUGCUGCGCGGACGCUCCCAGACCCAUUUGUAUGCCCAGGAUUCUGGUGUGUUCGAUGCAGGUUAUGGCCUGCCUGCAAACACCGGCUACUGCGAUGGACCUCGCGGGCCCGGAUCUAGAGGCCCAACACCCCCGGCUUACGGAGGCUCCAGGGAGAACCUGAUGGGCGUUGGGAUGGUGAACUACGGCCAAAGAACCCCUGUGUUGCGCCACGCUGGUUCCACUCUUGGCCGGGCCCCCAGGACUUCAUCCACCUCUUUACACACAGAUCACAGUAGCUCUAACAGCAGCCAGGGCAGGGCCCCCGGCCACGAGGGCUCCUAUCGCUCCCCCGCCCAUAACCCCCACUCCCCAGCAAUGCCCCGAUCCCCCUCCUACUCCCACCAGAAACUCUCCUACAUCAGUGCUCACGAGAGGACAGGCUCCCCUCGUCUCGGGGGCCAGAGAGAGGCCAUGAAAGCUAACGGGCAGAUGGACUGCCACCUGAGUCCUGGUCGGCACGGUAACGUCAAAAAGGUGACAGGAGUUGGAGGCACCACGUACGAAAUAUCCGUUUGAGCGACAAGGACAAACCCUUCAGCUUUUACCGACGCCGCUCUCCUGCGGUGAAACCUCACUUUUGUCCAAUCAAGGGGUUGUUAGUGUGUUUUAAUCGUCCAGUCAGAGGAGAACAUCGCGUGAGGCUGCCAAAAACAAUUCAGGAUGAAUCCGUGCUGAUAGAGAAGGAGAGAAAACCAAAAGAGAAAAAGAAA
Cyprinodon variegatus (sheepshead minnow) is the source of this 2679-nucleotide messenger RNA. RefSeq names its product zinc finger, DHHC-type containing 8 (gene zdhhc8b). Gene Ontology annotation, molecular function: palmitoyltransferase activity. The coding region runs from base 194 to 2485 and encodes 763 amino acids. Gene Ontology annotation, biological process: protein palmitoylation. The transcript has 11 exons. NCBI's taxonomy places the organism in Eukaryota, Metazoa, Chordata, Actinopteri, Cyprinodontiformes, Cyprinodontidae. The record is from RefSeq and is a predicted model, not a curated record.